Molecule: messenger RNA, 510 nt
Organism: Cladophialophora psammophila CBS 110553
Lineage: Eukaryota; Fungi; Ascomycota; Eurotiomycetes; Chaetothyriales; Herpotrichiellaceae
Exons: 1
Coding region: 1-510 (169 amino acids)
Cellular component (GO): mitochondrion
Source: RefSeq, a predicted model, not a curated record
AUGGAGAUGGCUCCGUCUAUCAUCCCUGAACUACAUCGACAAUCUCUCCCGACCCGCAGCAGACAGCAGCCUCAAAAUAACCUUCAUAAUCCUCUUCCCCUAUCUGCUUCUCAAGAAGCUGAAGUUCGCAAUCUUUACCACAAACGUGUCCGCACAAAAUGCGCCGACGUGAUUAAAGAUUUUGCCGAUUGCGCCCGCGGCCGCACCAUCAGCGUCGCCUGGCAUUGCCGCGACCAACAUUUGGCCAUGAACAGCUGCAUGAUCCAGUACGCCACGAAGGCGGAGGAAGAUGCAGCGAGGGAAGAGUGGUUCCAAGGGAUUUUGGCCAGGAGGAAGCAGAGGGAGGAGGAGCUUGCUGCCGUAGAGAGACGGAGGACGGAAGUUAUUGAGAUGACGAGACGGCAGGAGGAAAAGGAAAGGGUAGAGGCAGAGAGGAAGAAGAAGGAACAGGAGGAAAGCAAAAGAGAGAAAGAUGGAGCCAAAGCAAAAGGAGGGUUUUGGUGGCGAUGA